Pneumocystis jirovecii RU7 is the source of this 915-nucleotide messenger RNA. RefSeq lists its product as uncharacterized. Gene Ontology annotation, cellular component: catalytic step 2 spliceosome. The coding region runs from base 1 to 915 and encodes 304 amino acids. The record is from RefSeq and is a predicted model, not a curated record. Lineage: Eukaryota; Fungi; Ascomycota; Pneumocystomycetes; Pneumocystales; Pneumocystaceae. Gene Ontology annotation, molecular function: protein binding. The transcript has 6 exons. Gene Ontology annotation, biological process: mRNA splicing, via spliceosome.
AUGCUUUCUUUUCCUACUCAUAAAUUGCACGUUCUUUCACCCGCUGGCAAAUUUCCUGUUAACGUUAUUCUUUACAAUUCGACAGGUCAAUAUGCAUUAACAGGAGGACAUGAUCGCUUUGUUCGUCUUUGGAACCCGCAUACAGGUAUUUUAGUUCAAGAAUAUCAUGCACACGGCUAUGAAGUGCUUGAUAUUGCAGUUUCUAUUGAUAGUACACGCUUUGCAAGCAGUGGAGGGGAUAAGAAAGUCUUUUUGUGGGAUGUUACAGCUGGACGGACAAUACAGAGGUUCUCUGGACAUUUUUCACGUGUCAAUGCAGUUGCAUUUAAUGCAGAAGCAACUGUUUUAGCAAGUGGAUCAUUUGAUUCCUCUGUUCGUUUAUGGGACUGCAAAUCAUCAUCGCAUACGCCUAUUCAGGUGCUGGAAGAUGGAAAAGAUAGUAUUUCUUCGGUAUUAAUUGCAAAUCAUGAAAUUGUUACAGGAUCAGUAGAUGGAAGGGUUCGUACAUAUGAUUUAAGAAGAGGACAGCUAUAUACAGAUGUGAUUGGACAACCUGUUACUUCAGUCCAACAGUCGAAUGAUGGAAAUUGUUUACUAAUUUCAACACUAGAUUCAAAGAUUCGUUUAAUUGACAAGUGCAAUGGCGGGCUUUUGCAAACGUUUGAAGGGCAUGUUAAUUCAGAAUAUAGAGUAAGAUCAUGUUUUGGCCAAACAGAAAAGAUGAUUAUUAGUGGAAGUGAAGAUGGUCGUAUUUGUGUUUGGGAUCUUUUGGAAGCAAAAUUAAUCUACCAAUUACAAUCUGCACCUAAAAAUUCGCAAAGAUCAUGUAUUAGUUGUGUUACAUUUCAUCCAAAAAAAAACCAAAUGCUUAGUUGUGGAGUUAACGGUGAAAUUGUAGUAUGGACAACACCAUAA